Messenger RNA from Linum tenue, 1581 nucleotides. NCBI's taxonomy places the organism in Eukaryota, Viridiplantae, Streptophyta, Magnoliopsida, Malpighiales, Linaceae. The record is from the annotation of a GenBank genome assembly.
CUUAUCGAAAGAAAGAUAUAGCUGUGCGUAAACUGAACUCUACAACUUAUCCUCCUCCUUCUCGUGGAAAUAAACCUGGAACUCUUUUCCAAAAUUCCAAAAGGGAUAAGAAGGGGGUGCAAAGAGAAGAGAUCAGUUAGCGGCCGAGACGAUAAAGAAUGGGUUUUGUUGGAGGCAGAGGAGGAGGAAUGGGCGGUGGCGGCGGCGGGAACAUGAUGAAAGCUAUGGGGAGAGCGGUUACUCGGGCUGGAGUGGCAGGUCUUCAGGACCCGAUUUCCCCGACAUCGGCAUCCGCCUCCAAUUCCCCUACUCCGGCUGGAUCCGCAGCGAGCUCGUCUUCUUCGACCUGCUCGAGGCAGGCCCACAAGUCGGCGGCUUCGGGGGCCGGGCCGGGUCUUCAUGUCUCGCCCAAUCCCGUCGCGCUUCCGAUAUCCUGGACUACUUCGGCUUUUUAUGGAUCCCCGUUCGAUGAGUAUGGGAGGGAUUGGGAGUGGGUUUCUGCCGAUGGAAGUUCCUCUUGUUCUUCUGACGAGAAGGGGGUUAUCUAUGGACUAGCCGACGACUUCUUCGCUCUUGGCCCGCCGCCGUCGGCUGAUGAAGUUCACACAGCUGUCAAUGAACUCUCCCAGUUUGUUGGUUCUGGACGAUACACGAGCCUGGUUCAUGAUAGGUAUGGGAAUGAGAUGAUGAAGGUGGGGAUGGAAGAUGAGAUUUGGUGGAGGCCUCUGCCUAAUUUGGCUGGAUCAGAGUCGGACUGGGACUGGAAGGAGCCUUCUCCUAACCUCACCAGGAUGUCUCAUCCUUAUGGGACUGAUACAGUUUACAGAGCUUUCCAUUUGCUGCAGAACGAUCAAUCCGUUCAGAGAAUGGUGACUUCUAUAUCCUCUGAUGCCGCCAUAUGGGAUGCUGUUAUGAACAACGAGGUGGUUCGGGAGCUUCGGCACGCUUACUAUCCAGGUAGAGAAGUAAACAGCAACAUGAAUUCAAUGAGUCAAGAGAGUACAAGUGAUGAGACUGGCGACAAGGACGGCGUUGGUGCAUCCGAAAAUGUGGUGGAGUGGAUCCUCGACAACGCUAAAGCAAGAGUCGUGGAAUUGAUGGAGAGCAUAGCAGAGCUUAUGAACAAGUUGUUCGCACAUCGUGUCGAGGAGGUACACGCUGGUGGUAUCGGGGAAAGAGCGAGCGUGGCAUUUGAAGGGAAGGUUGCAACCUCAUUACUGCUGUCAGUACUUGUGCUGCUCGUUGUGGUACUGAGCCGAGCUCAAAAGGCUUGACUUUCAAAUUCGUCGACAAAACAUGCUGCAAAUACAAUAUUUUCUUGCUACAAACAAACUAUGUUAAGUCUCUAUAUAUAUUCCUAUCGACUUUUGGGUCCCCCUAUGGGAUUCAUUCAUGUAUCACUAUUUGUUUUGUUGCACUUGUCUUUUGGUCUCGAGAGUAUGUCGUCCCUUUAAUAUUUGAGGUGUGUUUUGUGUACUUACCGUAGCAAAUGAGUUUCAGCUACUUUUGGAAACAACUUGCUAGAUGUUGGAUGUUCCAGUUACGUUUUGUCAAAUAUUACUAUUUCGGGAUUUCUUGCUC